UUUUUCGUCACAAAUUCAUCCUCUUCAAUUUCUCGCAUUUUCUAAUUUUCUUCUCUUCUCUUCUCUUCUAUAAACACAUACAUGAGAGGAGGAGUUAUCUCCUCUAUUUCUCUUACUACUACUGCGUUUAUAUGGAGAGUCCAGAUUAUUCACCACCCCACGUGGACGCAUCUCGUCCGUCCCUUGGUUUCCCUCUCGGCACUGCCUUACUCUUGAUCGUUAUUUUCACCUUGAGUGGUAUUUUUUCUUGCUGUUAUCACUGGGAUAAGCUCCGAUCACUCCGCCGGUCUUUCUCCGAUGAACAAGAUCCUGAGGCUGACAUUGAAGGCUCACCCUCCAAACCUAAGCCCUAUCACACGGAUUUGAAGCAAAAUCAGAGCUUGAGCUUACCGGUAAUAAUGCCCGGUGAUCGGAUUCCGAAGUUCAUUGCAUUGCCGUGUCCGUGUGAGCCGCCGCGAGCUGAGAAAGUUGUCGUGAACGUAACAAAGCCGCCUAAACCGCCGCGAUUUCCGGUGCCGUUGUAUUAACAAAUGAGUGGUGCUAAAUGAUAAUCAGAUUGACCAUUUUAAUGUGUAUAGAGGGGAAUUAAUUUCAGUUUUAAAGAUUUUUACAUUUUUUUUUAGUUUAUUUUUCCUUCUGGGAAAAAAUGAAGAAGAUGAAGAUGAAGAGUAGGAUUAGAUUUGUUUGAUUUGUUACCCCAUUAGAGAUUAGGUCAAUUUGUAGUAUACAGUUAGUUACCGCUGCUUGCUGUAAAACUCUGCAUUUUUUUACUACCUCUGUAGUUAUAAAAUGAAACCUUAAAAAAAACAUGUCCUGUUACAUUUUUUUUAUUUUUUUUAAGGAAAUUUAUCUGGUUUGUUUUA
Molecule: messenger RNA, 863 nt
Organism: Mercurialis annua (annual mercury)
Lineage: Eukaryota; Viridiplantae; Streptophyta; Magnoliopsida; Malpighiales; Euphorbiaceae
Exons: 2
Coding region: 132-527 (131 amino acids)
Source: RefSeq, a predicted model, not a curated record